Molecule: messenger RNA, 237 nt
Organism: Penicillium daleae
Lineage: Eukaryota; Fungi; Ascomycota; Eurotiomycetes; Eurotiales; Aspergillaceae
Exons: 2
Coding region: 1-237 (78 amino acids)
Source: RefSeq, a predicted model, not a curated record
AUGUUGCGCCUGUCAGGACCAACUCUCGCCGAGCCAUACCUGGCAUUUUUGAGCCUCAUGACACGGUAUCAAAGAUCGCUCGUUAUGCGCCAAGUGCAGCCCGAUAUGGUCAAAGCUGCAAAGGGACUGCAAUACUUGCGGAAUGUGAAGAUUACCCAAGAAUCCGAUGCCGCUUGCGCUCUCUUUUUAGGCCAAACAAUCCCAUUCGAUCCUGCGAAGCGCACUUAUAUCGACUAA